Molecule: messenger RNA, 630 nt
Organism: Sclerotinia borealis F-4128
Lineage: Eukaryota; Fungi; Ascomycota; Leotiomycetes; Helotiales; Sclerotiniaceae
Source: the annotation of a GenBank genome assembly
AUGGCCGCCAUCCCAGACCCAGAGACAGAAGCAAAGAACACAAGCACCGACUCAGCCAUACAACCCGACACCAACAGCGACAUCAGCACCCUCGACCUCGCCAGCGAUGCCCGCAAAGCCGGCUUCCUCCGCUAUGAAAAAGUAACCUUACACCCCGGUCUCUACACCCUCCAACGUUCCUCCUCCCCCAACUACGACGGCACCCACGAUUCAUCGCAACACAUCACUGCCUCCGGGAUCAACUUCCUCCACUCCCAAGGUAUUGGCCACAUUAUAUGUCUCAACAGCGAUGAGCUUAGUAGUUACAGCAUCAGCCACUUGCUCGGCAACGCUAAGCCGAGGAUUGCUUUUACGCAUAUACCUGUUGCGGAUUAUCACUCGCCGAGUCUAAAGGAGAUGCAGAAGGGGUAUAAGGCGUAUACGGAUGUUAAGAAGGAUACGUUGGUGUGGUGUGGAUAUGGGUGGGGGAGAACGGGGACGAUGAUCACGGCGUUGCAAUGGUAUAUUGAGAGGGCGAAAGGGAAGGUGGUUAGGUUAGGUCAUAAUGAUUAUGCGAAUAAUCAUGUGGAACAGUUUCAUCAGGGGGUGUCGACGGGGCAGUAUGAGACGUUGGAUGAGUUGCAGAAGUGA